Vanessa atalanta (red admiral) is the source of this 1731-nucleotide messenger RNA. Its product is annotated as organic cation transporter protein-like. The coding region runs from base 9 to 1607 and encodes 532 amino acids. Gene Ontology annotation, molecular function: transmembrane transporter activity. Gene Ontology annotation, cellular component: membrane. NCBI's taxonomy places the organism in Eukaryota, Metazoa, Arthropoda, Insecta, Lepidoptera, Nymphalidae. Gene Ontology annotation, biological process: transmembrane transport. The record is from RefSeq and is a predicted model, not a curated record. The transcript has 7 exons.
UAAUAAAUAUGACCGAGCCUUCCAAUAACCGUGCGCGAUCCGAAGAUGUUUAUCAAGAAUUUGAAAAGUUCAGUAGUUUUCAAUUGUUUCAAUAUAUAUUAGUAUGUUUACCACUUGUUACGGUUUCUAUGAUGCACGUUAAUUAUAUAUUUGUUGCUGAAGACGUUGAACACAGAUGUCUGGUGUCAGAAUGCGAAGGUGCAAAGCCGAGUGUAGAGAUUCCAGAUUGGUGGCCGAAAGGAGUGAAUGCCAGGUGUUUGAAACCGGUUGUAGAUAUGCAAAAAUAUGACAAAGCAAACCAAACAUGUUCCAAUAACACGUUUCUAGAGAUAUUGGAAGAAUGCCACGAGUGGGUUUAUGAAAACAACAACUCCAUCGUUGCUGAGCUCAAUUUGGGUUGCCAGUCGUGGAAAUCGACUCUCGUCGGAGGUAUACACAAUGCCGGAAUGGUUGUAUCAAUGAUAAUCACGGGGUGGAUAGCUGAUAAAAUUGGAAGAAAACCCACUAUUAUUAUUUGCUCAGUUGGUGGUUUAGUCGGCUUGUGCAAAAUAUUCAUCACUAAUUUUUAUUUAUAUCUUGGAGUCGAAUUUUUGGAGUCGGUUCUCGUCUCAGGACUUUAUACGGUUGCUGUUGUCUUGUUAAUAGAACUUGGUGGAGAUUCAAAACGAGUAUUGGCUGGUGUCAUUUUUUCGUAUGCAGUUUACGUUGGAGAAGUACUAUUUGCAUUCAUAGCAAUGGGUUUGAAAUAUUGGAAGCUCCUGAUCAUAGUUGUAUAUGCCCCAACGGUACUUUAUGGUUUUUAUGCCCUAUUGCUCAAAGAGAGUAUAAGAUGGCAAAUGAUAAGAGGGAAGUCAACAGAAGCUAAAAGCACGUUGAAAAUAGUUGCAAAAAUGAACAAGUUAAAAGUAACAGGCAAAGAAAUUGACGAUAUAAGCGAUGAAGAGCUACGCAAAAAGUUCGAUGUAGUAGUACAAAAACAGAAAGAGACCAUUAAAGAUAUUCUAGCUUCGAAAGAGACAAUGCUACGUUUGUCUGUCACGUCUUUCUGCUUUUUUACAUCAAGUUUCGUGUAUUACGGUCUAAUAGUACAUUCAGUUUUGCUACCUGGUAAUAAAUACAUAAAUUUUGUACUAUCAUCAUUGACAGCUUUUCCUGGAGAUUAUUUAGCGUUUCUAUGUUUUAAAAAGUUUGGGCGAAAUAUAUCUUUGAGGUGUGCCUAUAUUUGCUCUGCGUGUUUCCUUAUUGCUCAAACUUACACCCCUGAAUCUUUAUCCUGGUUGAAGGUGGCGUUAUUUUUAUUUGGAAAGUUGGGAGUCGCAUUCUGCUUUACGGGAGUUUACACGUACAGCUUAGAAUUAUUUCCGACUAGUGUUCGGGGGACUCUCGUUGGAUGUGGCAAUACAGCAGCUAGGGUUGGCAGUAUGUUGGCGCCACUAACUCCUCUAUUGGUGAGCGAGCUGGACGCUCUACCGGCAAUCCUGUUCUCUUCAACCGCAGUUAUAGCAGCUCUUCUACUGACAUUUACACCUGAAACAAAAACUCUGCCAUUAUUUGACACAAUUGCUCAAAUAGAACACCACAAGUCUAAAGUUAUGACACAUUUAUAAAUCUGAUCUCUUAAUAUAUAAUAUUUAAGUAUUAAAGUUGUAUAAAUAAGAACAUUUUAUAACAGUUGUUUUUGUGACGAUAUCUUCUGAUGAACCGCAAAUAUAAUAGUUCAUCGAUGACGAU